Messenger RNA from Jaculus jaculus (lesser Egyptian jerboa), 1851 nucleotides. RefSeq lists its product as uncharacterized. The record is from RefSeq and is a predicted model, not a curated record. Bases 908 to 1798 code for a protein of 296 amino acids. NCBI's taxonomy places the organism in Eukaryota, Metazoa, Chordata, Mammalia, Rodentia, Dipodidae. The transcript is spliced from 7 exons.
UGGGCGAGAGUGCGCCACGAGGUACAGGGUCGUCUGGGUGGGACCCCAGGGGCGGACGACGGCCCGGCUUCUCGCUCCUCCGCGUCCAGCCUACGCACUGGGCGGACAGGGUAUCCGUGCGUGGCACAGGAGCAGGAUGGAGGCUGGACCCAGUUGAAACUGAUUGGUUCUAUCUACACCUCUAGGCUGGGUGCAUACAACAUGCUUCCUUCCCCUUGGGAUAUCUGCCAUUUGCACCCUGAUUUCAAGCAGGACGAAAUCCCUGUGUUGUGUGUGUGUUGUGGGGGUGGGGGUGGCGCUGGGACUAGAGGGCUAGUUUGUCUUACAUACAUGGGUCUCCGGGCUGUGUUCAUGCUGAAAUGCCAAGGAAUCCUUCCCUUGAUGUGAGCCUGGAGCUCAAGGGAGAUCUGGGGCCUGAGAAGAUCUGGCUAGUUAACUCAGUUCCCUGGACCAAAAGAAGGGGAAGACCUUUCAAGACAGAUCCUUGAGAAACACAUUAGAGGGGCAGAAGACAAGGGGCACAGGAGGGACUCCGGAUGUAAAUAGAGAAGCAGUGAGGAUACAGGGCAAGUCACGACGUGGAGGACAGAGCAGUAUGCAGAGGGCGGAAAGGCGGAGGCCAGAGGACUUCAGGGCUGAGGAAGCCCUUAUUGAACGUUGCCUUGGUGAGGCAGGGGUGGGAAGGGGCGUGGGUGCCAUAGAGACCGCGCCCUGCGAAUGACCGCAGAUAAAGGACUCAGGACUUGGUCACGCCGUCGAGGACAUCAGCGCGCAUGCCCGGAGUGGUAUGCAUUGUCACGUGCGUGGGAGCUGCCCCACGCGCCUUCACGGGCAUUAACCGGGGUGGGCAGGGAGCCAGGGAAUCCGCAGCCCCCGCCGGGUGUUCCUCACCAGCAGCCCCUCUCUGAUGGAGGUCCUGGACGAGUUCGACCACGAGUACCCACAGAGCGUCACCUUUUGCCAGCUCAUCUCCGAGGAGGACUUCGAGAGGCAGGCGGCGACCUGCACGGAGCGCGCGCUGCGCCGCCUCUUCCGCAGCCUGGACCGCAAACCCGCGCUGGCCGAGAGGGCCGUGCGCAAGGCCAAGCUGGCCGAGUGCGAGCAGCGCGGGCUCCUCUCCUUCCUCUGGGCGAAGUUAAUCCGCGCCGUCCAGGGGGAUCUGAACCUUUGCAACAGUAUGGGUGUCCUGGAGAUGCACCAGCGCCUGCAACUGCUGAAGAGGCGCAUUCACCGCGUACACCUGUAUUCCCUGGAUGCCAAGAAGAAGAAGCUAAAACCCAAGAAACCAGAGCCCGUCCUCUUAGGAGACCAGCCGGCCUCCUCAGGCCUGUCACCAGCCCUGUUGCCACCAGUACCUGUGCCAUCACCAGUCAACACUGUGGCCUCUGCAGUGACCACAUCACCCCCUGUCUAUACUAUGCCCAGGGUGUUUGGCCCCUACCCUCAGGUGGAGAGUCUGAACGGUUCAAGGUCUGAGGUGAAAUUAAAUUGGAAUGGCCUCUCAUCAAACCCAAAGAGUCACAUGGUCGACCUGACCCCAUUGGUCCUCAAUCCUGGAGGCUUCCAUUUCUCGUAUCUGACAGGAAACAGUGUACACAAGCUCCAUUGCCCUGGCUUCCACUGGUCCUCAGCUUGUAGUGGAUCCCCCAACAUUGAUGCAACUCCAUCUCCUGGUGUGAAGGCUUCCAUCUUCUCUCCACCUGUCCUACUCAAGUUCCAGCCUGUGCGCAGAUCUAGAGAUGACUCAGAGAAUGACCCUGGCAGUUCAGAGUCAUUGGCUGCCAAGAGAAACCAGUGACCUCUUUCCUACAUACCAUGCCUGAGGAAUGAAUAAAAAUCCUGCGGAGGUGC